Notolabrus celidotus (New Zealand spotty) is the source of this 1402-nucleotide messenger RNA. RefSeq names its product zinc finger, C4H2 domain containing (gene zc4h2). Bases 134 to 808 code for a protein of 224 amino acids. The record is from RefSeq and is a predicted model, not a curated record. NCBI's taxonomy places the organism in Eukaryota, Metazoa, Chordata, Actinopteri, Labriformes, Labridae. Gene Ontology annotation, biological process: positive regulation of neuron differentiation. Gene Ontology annotation, cellular component: nucleus. The transcript is spliced from 5 exons.
AGCUCCACAUUGCGCGCGCGUGCUCGUAUGCGCGCUCACGUCUGCUAUUGUGUUUUUAUCAACAAGGAGACCCGCACCGUGGCCCUGAGGGGAUCUGAGCUGACUGAACCACAAGACAAGAGACUGCAAAGCCAUGGCGGACGAGCAAGAAAUAAUGUGCAAAUUAGAGAAUAUCCUGGAAGUACGGAACAAGACUAUCCAGAUGCAGAAAAUCAAAUCUCGUCUUAAGGUUGAGUUUGAGGCUCUAGAGUCUGAAGAGAAGCAUCUUAAAGAGUACAAACAAGAAAUGGAUCUUCUUCUACAAGAGAAGAUGGCACAUGUUGAAGAGCUGCGCCUCAUCCAUGCUGAUAUCAAUGUGAUGGAGAGCACCAUCAAGCAGUCGGAGAAUGACCUGAAUAAACUGCUCGAAACAACUCGCCGCCUACAUGACGAGUACAAACCGCUGAAGGAGCAUGUCGACGCUCUCAGGAUGACACUAGGUCUACAUAGACUCCCAAACCUGAACGAAGAAGAGGAGAAGCUUUCCCUUGAUUACUUCGAGAAGCAGAAAGCAGAGUGGCAGAAGGAGCCGCACGAGCCUGCCAUCCCAGAAUCCCUUGCUGCCGCUGCAGCAGCUGCACAACAGCUUCAGGUGUCCAGGAAGCAGGAUGCACGCCAGACAGCUACAUUCAGACAACAACCCCCACCUAUGAAGGCUUGCCUCUCCUGCCACCAGCAGAUCCAUCGUAAUGCUCCCAUCUGCCCACUGUGCAAGGCCAAGAGCCGCUCCCGCAACCCAAAGAAGCCCAAGAGGAAGCCAGAUGAGUAGAUACCACUUUCCCUCAGCCUCAGUACGGUUUAAAGGGACCUGGUCAAAAUACACUGAUCUGAGAUCAGCCAUGUACAUCACAGUAUAUGGCUGAAGAAACAGAUCAUUGCUUCAGGAUCAUUUCCACCAACAGUCCCCUCUUUAAGAAAUUGUCUCGGUAUCUUUUACUCCAGCCGUCGAGUUGAUCAAAGGUCCAUUGUCUUUCAGUUGUUUUUAUCAGUGCUUUGUAUGACGUCUGUAGUAGCCUUACUAGCCUCUAACCAUGUAACUGCAAAAGGGACCUUGACCAAAAUCUCCAUUUGCUUUGCUCAUGUUGUUUUUGUUCAUUGCUUAGAAGUUGUACUGUACUGUGUAUCUUUUGUUGCAUUGCAUGUGUGCUUCUCUGGCUGUUUGUCGUGUGUUGUUGUGCCGAUAUAUAUGAAUCAGACUUAACUGCAAAUUCAAAUAAUCCCAAUGUUGUAUAAAUGUUAACAGUGUUUGAGUAACCACAAACUGAAAGGGAGAAAAAAGACCCAUUUGUUCUGAAUAGUGUUGUUGUGUGUUAAACUUUAAUACAGUGUGAAGAAAAUAAAUGGCUGUUUUGUAAUAACCUUG